This is a messenger RNA of Drosophila serrata, 493 nucleotides long. Its product is annotated as protein Turandot M-like. The record is from RefSeq and is a predicted model, not a curated record. Gene Ontology annotation, biological process: immune system process. NCBI's taxonomy places the organism in Eukaryota, Metazoa, Arthropoda, Insecta, Diptera, Drosophilidae.
AUUGAUACUAGUAACUGAAGCAUCAAUAUGAGUUCAACAAUUUUCCUGAGCUGCCUGUUGGUCAUCAGCGGAAGCCUUCUGGGGACAGCUAAUGCCGAAGAGAACUUUGAAUCUGAUAGGGAACGUGUGAUUGCGGUCUAUAAGGAUGCUAAUCCUGAUAGCAUUGCUGAUAGCAACGUUUACUUUCUGGUGAAUUUUCUCGACAAGUAUGCCGAUCAGAUUCAGUUGACACCCGAACAACGAUCCCAAACUGAGGAUGUUGUGAAGCAAUACAAUGAGAAAAGGCCAAGCAUCCUUUGGUGGACGGUGCACCGCCUCAAGGCGGUUGGUUGUCAAAACUUGCAAGGGAGGUCGUUGUCCAACUGGGCAUCGCACUUGCUAUCGAGGGAGUUAAAAAGCUACAGGAUCUUAGGACUAGAGAUCGUUGUAAAGUUGUUUGUAACAUACUGAUGUUAUGACUUUAUGGACCUAAUAAAUUGUAAUAAUUGGCAUA